AUGCCUCGCUUAAUUCUGCGCCGUUUCCUCCACUCCUCCUCCUCCCCCACCACCACUCCCGCCGCCGGUCCAGAUUUCGUCCGUCAGCUCGCUGCGCUCCUUGCCGCCGGCCGCUUCCACGCAUCCGUCGGCCUGGCCAAAUCACUCCUCCUCUCCUCCCACCCACCAGCCGCCUCCGCCUCCGUCCCCGACCUCUACCACGCCCUCGCCUCCAACGCUGCCGCCUCCCAGGGCGACCCGCAGGCCCGCUCAUUCCUCUGUGACGCCGCCUCCGCGCUCGUCAUUGCGUCCGCGCGGCUCCGCCUCCCCGACGGCGCGCUCCGGCUGCUAUCCCUCCUCGCCGACGCCCGCGCUCCGCUGCCGUCCCUCUCCUCCUGCAACCACCUCCUCGAGUCUCUCCUCUCCCUCGGCCGCCACGACGACGUCCGGCGCGCUUUCGAGCUCCUAGCCGCCUCCGGAGCGCGCCCGGACACCUUCACAUGGAACAAGGCCGUCCAGGCGUGCGUCGUGGCGGGUGACCUCGACGAGGCUGUGGGGAUGCUUCGUCGGAUGGGUUGCGAAGGCCAAGGAACCCCUCCUCCAAACGCGUUCUCCUACAAUGUGGUCAUAUCGGGACUCUGGAGGGCAGGGAGGGCUAUUGACGCCAUCAAGGUGUUUGAUGAAAUGGCCGAGAGGUCUGUGCUGCCGAAUCAUAUCACCUACAACACGAUGAUCGAUGGGCACAUCAAGAGAGGGGACCUGGAGGCUGGGUUCAGGCUGCGGGAUCGGAUGCUGCGUCACGGCCUGAAGCCGAAUGUCAUCACUUACAAUGUGCUCCUAUCAGGGCUGUGCCGUGCUGGCAGGGUAGGCGAGACGGCCGCUGUCUUGGAUGAAAUGGUGUCACGAAAGAUGGUGCCAGAUGGUUUCACAUAUAGCAUUUUGUUCGAUGGUCAUUCCAGAGCUGGAGACACGCAGGCCAUGCUUUCCUUGUUUGAAGACUCUUUGAAAAAGGGUGUCAAUAUUGGGGCCUACACUUGUAGCAUCUUGCUGAAUGGUCUUUGCAAGGAUGGAAAGGUUUCCAAGGCUGAAGAGGUAUUGCAGGCGUUGGUAAAUGCAGGACUAGCCCCAACAAGGGUUAUCUACAACACUCUAAUCAACGGGUAUUGUCAGACUGGAGAGCUUGAUGGGGCCUUUUCGAUCUUUCAGCAAAUGAAGUCACGCCUCAUUACGCCAGAUCACAUCACGUAUAAUGCACUGAUAAAUGGUUUGGGUAAGGCUGAAAGGAUCACCGAAGCGCAUGCUUUGGUCGUAGAUAUGGAGAAGAAUGGAGUGUGUCCCACUGUGGAAACUUUCAAUUCGCUCAUUGAUGCAUAUGGAAGGGACGGACAACUUGAGAAAUGUUUCAUCAUGCUUUCUGAUAUGCAGGACAAGGGGCUAAAGCCAAGUGUUGUUUCCUAUGGUUCAAUUGUCAAUGCUUUUUGCAAGAAUGGAAAAAUCCUGGAAGCAGUAGCUAUUUUGGAUGAUAUGUUCCAUAAAGAUGUUUUACCAAGUGCACAGGUGUACAAUGCUAUCAUAGACGCAUAUGUAGAGUCUGAUGCCACUGAACUGGCUUUUAUUCUAGUUGAGAAGAUGAAGGCCAGUGGGGUACCUCCAAGUAUAGUUACCUACAAUUUGUUGAUGAAAGGCCUUUGCAAGCAGUCUCGGAUAUCUGAAGCAGAGGAACUAAUUUACAGCUUAAGAAAUCAUGGGUUAACUCCUGAUGUUGUCAGCUAUAAUACUCUAAUAUCAGCAUACUGCUACAGGAGCAACACUGAUAGAGCCUUGGAGCUUCAGAAAGAAAUGUGCAAUUCUGGCAUCAUGCCCUCAUCGAAAACGUAUCGUAUGCUUUUUAGUGCAUUAGGUGGUGCGAACAGAGUACAUGAGAUGGAAAAUCUGUAUAAAGAAAUGUUGGACAAGGAUGUUGUUCCUUGCAGUGGCAUAUAUGAUAUCAUGGUUGAGGCAUAUGCAAAAUGUGGUGAUGAAUCUAAGGUAGAAGCUCUGAGGAAGGAUAUGUCAAAUAAAGGAAUAGCAAUUGAAUAUGACACAUCCGUGACUAACUGUGAGUUGUAUACAGAUGUAGUGAGUCCAGUUUGA
This is a messenger RNA of Lolium rigidum, 2112 nucleotides long. Its product is annotated as pentatricopeptide repeat-containing protein At5g12100, mitochondrial-like. Lineage: Eukaryota; Viridiplantae; Streptophyta; Magnoliopsida; Poales; Poaceae. Gene Ontology annotation, molecular function: protein binding. The transcript has a single exon. Bases 1 to 2112 code for a protein of 703 amino acids. The record is from RefSeq and is a predicted model, not a curated record.